Tachysurus vachellii is the source of this 3004-nucleotide messenger RNA. It is a transcript of the gene vamp8, whose product is annotated as vesicle-associated membrane protein 8 (endobrevin). Gene Ontology annotation, cellular component: SNARE complex; plasma membrane. The record is from RefSeq and is a predicted model, not a curated record. The transcript is spliced from 3 exons. The coding region runs from base 185 to 565 and encodes 126 amino acids. Gene Ontology annotation, biological process: SNARE complex assembly; vesicle fusion; vesicle-mediated transport. Gene Ontology annotation, molecular function: SNAP receptor activity; syntaxin binding. Lineage: Eukaryota; Metazoa; Chordata; Actinopteri; Siluriformes; Bagridae.
UAGCGGAGGAAUUCAGGCGGACGAGGAAGAGUGCAGAAACCAGGAAGUUCUCGACGCGCUCUGAGUUUUUGAUAAAAGUGUUUAAAGUUUGACGGUUUGUAAAUAUUUAGCCGGUGGAAAUCCGGUGUUUAAUGUGGUGUUUUGCUGCCCUUUACUGAAUCAGCCUUGUCGUUUGGUUUAGAAGAUGGGAGUUGGAGAUCCAAACAGUAUGGAGCAGGGGGCAUCGGCUUCGGUGCAGGAAACGGACCAGGUUAAGUCGUUGCAGUCCCAGGUGGAUGGCGUGAAGGACAUCAUGACUCAGAAUGUGGAGCGGAUCCUGGCACGUGGAGAAAGACUCGAUGACCUGAUGGACAAAUCUGAGGACCUGCAGGCCGGGGCGCAGAACUUCAAGCACACGUCUCAGAAGGUGGCUCGUGCCUACUGGUGGAAGAACGUGAAGCUGAUCGUGGUGAUGGUGGUCCUGGUAGCCAUCGUCGUCCUCAUCAUCGUGCUGCUUGCUACAGGAGUGAUCCCCACAGGUUCCCAGGUUGUCCCCACAAACAAACCACCGCCACCAGGAAAUUAACCCCUUCACACUCGCUCGUACACACAGACCUACACAUCAUACACAGACCUGGAAGCACACGCACACUUAGAUUAGUUUUAAACCAGUCUCACUCAGACCCAGCGCCCCGACCGCCCAACUCACAGGGCACAGAGUUUUAAACAUCAUACAGCCCUGAUAUGUCUCGCAUCAAAACCCUCAGGAGUCAAUCUCCACGAAGAUCAAACAAAACAUCACAAAAUUCCUCAUGUUGAUUUACGAUGAAGCUUGUAGCAUUGAGCUUGUUUCCUGACUCACGUUUAUUCCUUUACAUCAGCAUCUGAUCAUCAGGUUUCCACAAAUCAGUCAAGUUUCUUCACUUGAGUAAUAAAAUGACACACAAUAAUAUGCUGAUUAUUUGUGGAAAAUAACUCCACUCUUUUCUUUCUUGAAACAUCCAAAAUUUUAUAGAAAUACCUACUAAUGAAAUCUGAAUCUGAGGCACAGAUUUCUAAGAUUACACUUUCAAAUGUCUUGAAUUUCACACAGAUCACUGGCAUUGAAGAUUUGCACAAAAUUGUAUGUUGAAAAUAUCUGGAAACUUUAAAUUCAUUAAGUUACAUCUUAAAUAAAAAACAAGUUACAUACAAAAUAAUAGCUGGGGAUUAAAGAUGGUUUAAAAUGAAUGAAUGCACAACAAUUAAAUUCCUUUUUUUUUUAUUCAAUUUUAAGAUUUAAACUUGAAAUAAAAUUUGGAAUUGAACAAUUCAGAAAUUUUUCGUGAUAUCAAGGACUUUAAGGAUUUUUAUUCGAAGUUACAGUUAAAAAAUAUAAAGUUUUAAGAUGAUAAGCGAAAAUUUGACCAUUAAGUGAUGGAAUUUAUAAUGAGUUAAUACCCUUUAAUUAGAUUUGACUGAUUUUAAAACUAAAAUCUGUAAAUGACUCGCUAAUGUUGAAACUUAAAGCUAAAAUUAAGUUGAAAAUAAAUGACUAAUAAUUUGAACACUACAAAAUUAGAAAUUUGAAUUUAAGUACAUCUGGAUUUUUAUUAGAAAAAAUUACAGAGAAUAUAUCUAACUAAUAUAUGAAGGAACUUUUUUUUUUUUUUUUUUUUUUUUAACUGUUAACUGUUAGAAACUGUUAGAAACAUUUGGAAAUGAAUCCUGAGGGCUGGAAAUAAGUUUCUUAAGAUUUAAAGUGUUAUAUGUGCAGUAAGGAAACAAGUUUCCCAGUACAAUGAAAUUCUUUCCUUGCUACAGUAAAUCUUUCUUUCUCUGCUUAUUAAAACUGGAGGGAAACUGAAGCUAUUUUUAAGUUAAAUGUUGAACAUAUUAUCACUUUAUGCUGAAAGGUCACUUGUAAGGUGUUACAUGUUAAUAAUUAAAAAAAGACCCAGAAAUUCAGAAAUUUGUACAUUUUAAACGUCAGAAAGUUUUAUUUUGUGUCUUUGCUGUGGAAACCAUUUCUCCAUUUUACUAGUGAUUCGAGUGCGAGUGUGUGAAAUUGUCAGAGAGGUUUGCUCAAGUGUGUGUGUGUGUGUGUGGUGUGUGUGUGGUUUUAAAAGGAAAAUGUUUUUUCCCCCUAACUGUUUGUGUAACGUUGAAGGCCGAAGUUAAAAAGAUACAAUCAAUACGAACAAUAGCGCAAAUGCACUUUGCUUCAAUGUGGAGAUUGAAUAUUGUCUCCGAUUUCGUUUUAACAUUCCAACCUCUGAUGUAGAAGGUGAUAUUUCACUCAUUUUUGUUGUUAAGUUAUAGUUUUAAAAAAAGGAUCUCUAAACAGUUCAUAUUAGUGGCAAGUUUUAAUUUACAGCUUUGAUUUGAAGAUAUUAUGGCUACAUUUACUAUUAAUAAUAUUCUAUAUUAGUAACAUAAACAAUCUGAUUAGUGAUCGUUUCAGAGCUACAAUUUAUUGUAACAUUAGAGUCUUAUUUUCCGAGCUUAUAUUUUUCUAUAUUUCUACAAAUCAGCUCUUUGUGGUUUUACUGUCGAUUUGUGGAAAUCCUGUGAGGUCAAAAUGACUUCUUUUUGUAAAUAUGUAAGUCUUUUUUUUUUCUGUUGAAGAAAGAUUGUUUUGCCUAAAUCUCUUACUGUAGCAUCCAAGCUAGCGUUAGUAUCUUACAUCUCAAAGGUUAUUUAUUGUUCCUGCUCCAUAUAAAUCUGUUUUCUGUGCCUCGUUGUCUUUUAGUCAUGACUCGAAUCAGACACAUGAUCAUCAGUAAGACACACUGCCUCCACACACCUCGCUCUGACUUAGUGAAGAGCUCAAAUGUUAACGUUAAUGUCUUUAUUCUGGCCAUGCAUGACUUCAUCAACGAGGUGUGUGAGUGAGAGAGAGAGAGAGAAAGAUCAGGCAGUGUGUUAAAGGUUCGAAUUAAAUACUCAACCACUUCUUUUGAUGGGUUUUUGUUGUAAACCAUUAGUUAUAAAAACAAGCCUGUAGAGCUAUUUAAAAAAAAUAAACAAUCAGUAUGUCAUUAAA